AUGGAUAAGGAAUCUGUGUUUACAGAGUUUUUAGCAAAGGAGGAAAAUGCGGAAUUACGUAAGAUAUUUUCCAGUGUUCUAGGAAAGAGUAAUGAAACACCGCAAAACAACCCUGCUUCUGAUUCACUGGGUAAUGUUCAUGCUGAACGUCAGAAAAAUUUAGACAUUGGUAUAGAAUCGCCGUUUACUGCAAAGGAUGCCGUUAAGCCGAAGUAUUUUACACUGGAUGAAGUAAAGGAUACAAUACAUCUUGAUGGAGUUGAGCAUACUGAUUCUGAUCUGCAAUGGUCUCAACUAGCAUUGUCUCCUGAUUUACUAAGAGCGCUUCAACAUGUUGGUUUUGCGAAGCCAUCCCGUAUACAGCAAUGCGCGCUUCCACUUAUGCUUGGAAGCACACGUAAUAUCAUUGCACAAGCAAAGAAUGGAUCGGGUAAAACUGCGACAUUCUCCCUUGCGAUGCUUUCAAAAGUGGAUUUGAAUGUCCCGUACAUUCAGGCUAUCUGUCUCUGUCCAACUCGCGAGUUGGCUACUCAGAAUUUGCAAGUUAUACAAAAAUUGGGACAAUUCACCCAGAUAAAAACCUUUUUGGGAGUACCUCAGUGUCAACCAUAUGAUGAGACAAAUAGAUAUCAGCUAUAUGUUGGUACCCCUGGUAAAACAAAGGAAUUUUUUCAAAAGCGUAUUAUAAAUACUAUGUACAUAACUAUGUUUGUCUUGGAUGAAGCCGAUGAAUUGAUUAAUCAAGAAAACAAUAUGGGACCUCAAGUUGUGCAGAUACGCAGGAUGUUUAGACAACCUGUGCAAAUUGUGUUAUUCUCAGCUACCUUUUCAGAUUCCGUCUAUGAAUUUGCUACAAGGAUCGCACCAAACGCGCAUGUAAUUCAGGUCAAAAGAGAGCAACUCACACUGGAUUGUAUUGACCAGAGAUAUAUGUUGUGCAAUGACGACGAGGAUAAGUUCAAAAAGCUCUGUGAAAUUUAUGCUAGUAUGAUUGUUGGACAAUCUGUUAUUUUUGUGAAUACCAAAGAUUCAGCCUUUAAGCUCUCGCAACGUAUGAGAGACAAUGGUCAUGCUGUUUCUUUGCUAUGCGGUACUUUGGCUCCUAAUGCCGGUCCGAAUUCAAUGACUCCAGAAAUCAGAGAUCGUAUUAUGUCAGAGUUCAAAGACGGGGAAACAAAGGUGCUGAUAUGUACUGACGUUUUGGCUAGGGGUAUUGACGUUCCACAAGUUACCCUUGUUGUAAAUUAUGACCUUCCGCUGCUUUAUUCUGGGACCAGGGCAACGGCAGCCAAAGCAAUUUGCAUGGAAACAUAUCUGCAUCGUAUCGGAAGGACGGGCCGUUUUGGUGUUCGUGGUAUGGCUAUUAACAUGAUCACCGUAAAUGAAAUGGCUCUAAUUGACACAAUCAAGACGUUUUACAACUGUAAUGUUGAGAAUCUUGAUUGUGAUCCUGAGGCUAUCGAAGAGAUGGUCCGCAACUUUAGAGUAUGA
Molecule: messenger RNA, 1491 nt
Organism: Theileria equi strain WA
Lineage: Eukaryota; Apicomplexa; Aconoidasida; Piroplasmida; Theileriidae
Product: DEAD box ATP-dependent RNA helicase family member protein
Exons: 11
Coding region: 1-1491 (496 amino acids)
Biological process (GO): poly(A)+ mRNA export from nucleus
Cellular component (GO): cytoplasmic stress granule; nucleus
Molecular function (GO): RNA helicase activity; ATP binding; RNA binding
Source: RefSeq, a predicted model, not a curated record